CUGCUCUUGAAACAGUUCAUCUCCAUCGCGCCGCGUCUGGGCAAUUGAACACAUUCGGUGCCCGGAGAGGUUCCUCAAUGCAAAAAGUCGACGCGGCAGCGCUGUCAUUCGAGCACCUCUUGUCGUUGACGCAGUCCCACGAACAUGUCGAGUGCGUGGAUGGAUGGACCGGUGUCCUCGACCGGCUCGCAGAAAUUGACGGGAUGCAGCUAAAACACGUCGUCACGGCUGCCAAAGCCACGUUCAACAGCACAUUUGACGCUGCUACCCUCAGUAUAGUGUACCAGGUGGUGAAAAAACUAGGGUGUCGGGGGGAAAUGGAACGAAAGCUGUUGAUGCGAGAAGAAGUCCCCAAACACUUGCUUUCAUCACUCCAGAGCCAUGUCGGGGAUGCGUCGACGCAGUCCCACGGCCUUCAAGCGCUGUACCCUCUGGCGUUUGACGCGCCGCACCGCGUCCAACUGGCGACAUGUGGGAGCUUGCCCUUGUGUGUCUCGGUCAUGGCCGCGCAUCCCACUGUUCUAACACUGCAACAGCACGGAUGUCGGUUCCUUCAGCUCAUGGCUUUCGACGACGAUUGCAAGCUGACGAUAUUGACCCAUGACGGCCUGCCCGUGGUCCUCGCGGCACUCGACCGCUACUACACCGAUAAGGACCUUGCAAUUUCGUCUUCGGACUUGCUGUAUUUCCUCGUCGCCGACUUGGACAGCGACGACGAAAAAAUUCAAGGCAUUGCGUCAGCCAUAGUACUUGCGGUGGUGAGAGUCAUGUGCGUCCACGGAUCCGACGCCCGCAUUCAGUCCCAUGGAGUUGCCAUCCUCAACAGUUUGAUCGCGAAUGAUGAGGCCAAGCCACUUCUGUGCACCGAAGCAGUGCUUGACGUGGUUGAGCAGGCCAUUGGGCUCACAGACGACGCAACAACGGAUUCGAUCGUUCUCCUCUUCGAGUUAUUGCAAAAUGUGGAAUGCCGAAACGAAAUUAUAAACAACGCCCCCUCCACCUACAGAUCGAUCCAAGCGAUUGGGGCCAAACUUGUCACAGCCACCCUUCCAUCCGACGACGCAGAUAGCACGGAACGGAAGGCGUACAUUCAGCGGGUCUUGGAAGGCAUGUUGACCACGAUGGAUGCACGGGUAGCCGCAAGUCAACUGCCCACGCCAUCGACGACGCCAAGUGAACGGUCUGCAGCUGUCGUGCCACUGCCAGCUGCGCUCUCCACCACCACCAUCACGACAGAGCCUUGCAUUGAAAGCAGCGACAACCUUCAUCGGCACUCGAUACAACUCCCGUCGCCAUCGAAGCUACACGACACGACGACAGCUGAUACACUUGCGAUAGCUGUCCACGAUGAAGAGCUCGAAAAUUUUGCCGUGUGCGAUCCGAAAGAUGAACUCAACAGCAACUGCUUCAAAAUAAAGCAACGAGGUGAAGCGGGAGCCCCCCCACAAGCUACACCCUUGCCGACAACCGCGCUACCGUCGGCGCAAAUCAUGAACACUCUGCCUCCUUCUCACGGAUCUACUCCUUCAUCCAAGGCAAGAAUCGCAUCAUUUGCAACUGUUCAAGUCUCACCGGCCUCGGUGAAGUACGACAUCGGAACUCGAGAAGCGCGGACUGAGCUGGAAGCAACACGCGUGGCACUGGUGGAUGCGACGAAAGCGAUCGAGUACGAACGGGCCAAAGUUCGUAAAGUGAUUUUCAACUACAAACUCAUGAAGAGGCGGCUGGCGGACCAACACAAGCUGCUCUGUGUACACAACGAACGGUCGGUGGCCGACGCCGAAAUCCACGACACGUUACUGCAGCGUGUGCGAUACCUCGAGGCUGCACUGGAGGAGGCCCAGACUUCGUGGGGCGUCGAGCGCAACUUGCGCGUGAAGCUCGAGAACGAAGUCAGCAAAGGCGCGAUUGCUCUGGCAACCGUCCAGAAGGCUCUCGAGGAUCAGAGACCAGCGGUCAAAGAACGAAUGGUGCCGGAGACACGGUUGUUGGAUGCGCAGAGGUCGGUGCAGCAGCUUACGGGGGACAAGUUGAUCUUGGAAGAGGCCAUCAAGGUCGCCCAGGAUAUGAUAUACACGUGCGAAACCAACCAAUUCUUGCUUGAAGCUCAAGUCAAGCAGGUCCGACGAGAAGGCAUGGAGAGUUUGCUCAUGCGGGAGGAAGACGUGGAGAUUCCAAAACCCAGCAAGUACUUGACCCUGGCGUCCCCCACGGCCAAGCGGACCCAAACGUAUAGCCCCACGCCGCCCCGUGCGGAUGCGCACGACAUCAAAGAGACUCCGUUGACGCUUGAACUGAAUGACCAACAAGCCAUCGAGGCGUUCUUGCACCGGGCGUACAAAUGUUUGGAGGCGUGUUCGGAAGGGUCUGGAGUGCACUUUUCAAUCCUUCGUCGGUACCUCGUCGACAGCGGGCUCGCGUCGGCUCCCGUGCUGGUGUCUGACGUGGAUGUGAUUCUGAACAAAGUGUUGGCUGUGGCUCAAGAAAACAAGCUGAAAGCAAAGCGGCGCAAGGACUACGAGUUUUCGCCGUGCUCAAAGCGCCCCGACUUUGGCAAGUUGCGGCAUCGGUACUUCAGUCGCAACCUCUUUUGCGAAGCCAUCACGUUGGUCGGGGCCAAGAAGUACCCGUACUUGGACAACACGACCGUCAUGUUGCGGGAAGUCAUCUUGACGUAUUUGAAUCCGUACGGGUCAGCGAUCGAGUGCCGUGGGGGCGAUGUCCAGCUCCUCGUGACGUCGUACGACCCGUUCAACUUCCUCAAGAUCAUGAUGGAGCAACUCCACCAUUCGUUUCACACACCCGUGUCGACCACCGACGGCGACGACCAGCCCCAGCGCAGCAAGUCGUCCAACAACGAGCCGGUUCUGCAAGCCAUGCUCGAAAUGGUUCCGGUCCUUCAGCGCGAGCAAAAGCCUCUCAAGAUCAUAUGCGACUUUUACACGGGCACGCCGGACGCGACCAAGGACGACGCCCUCGAUUUGGGUCUCGAAGCUGUGGUGCACUUUGCCGUCGACUUUGAAGUCAUUCCUGCCUUUCUCGACCGCCUCGCUGUCAAGCGACUGUACAAGGACAUCUUGACUUUUUUCAAGACUUUCCUCGCCAUGUACAAAGGUUUUCCAUGCCCUCCAGACAAGAAGAAGUACGUGGCGUUCUACAUGACGCUUGGCCGCCUCGCGGUCGAGAUUUUCAAGGAAAAGCGCGAUUACGACUUGCCCGAAAGUCAAAUUACUGGCUUGCUCCAAUGGAUGGACAAUUCCAGGGGGCGUGGCCGCAUUGUGCGGAAGGGAGCCGCCCAGUCUGGCAUCAAGUUUUCGAAUAGGCUGUACGCAAUUAAGUGAGCGCCACAGACAAAACACGACAAUCUCUCUUAGUUGUACACACGCACGCCGCCCUCGCAUGAGCCGAGCCACCGGUCAAUGCGCUGGAUGGCGUCGUGCACUCUGCACGCCCGCUCGUUGUCGUCGAGACCGUCGUCCUCCACGAGGAACUAAACACGUUUUAAAAUUGGACCCAUG
This is a messenger RNA of Aphanomyces invadans, 3518 nucleotides long. RefSeq lists its product as hypothetical. The record is from RefSeq and is a predicted model, not a curated record. The transcript has 9 exons. Bases 78 to 3341 code for a protein of 1087 amino acids. NCBI's taxonomy places the organism in Eukaryota, Oomycota, Saprolegniomycetes, Saprolegniales, Verrucalvaceae.